GACUUGACAGCAGCAGCGUUUGCUAGUCUGCUAGCAGCAUACAUGUGGAGGGAACAGCAGCGAGAGUUGCUCGCAGCCCAAAGUUAGCACAAAUUUAUCAUCUUUUGUAUUCGGAUAUCAUUACGACGACAUCGGUGAUUUUUAAAACCACAUAUAAGUUGAGAUAAAGAUGAAAGGUAGCCGGAUCGAGCUGGGGGACGUCACCCCCCACAAUAUUAAACAGCUGAAGCGUCUCAAUCAAGUUAUCUUCCCUGUCAGUUACAACGACAAGUUCUACAAAGAUGUGCUGGAAGUAGGAGAGCUCGCUAAGCUAGCAUACUUUAACGACAUCGCAGUGGGAGCCGUGUGCUGUCGGGUGGAUCACUCCCAGAACCAGAAGAGAUUGUACAUCAUGACACUUGGCUGCCUCGCACCCUACCGCAGACUGGGCAUAGGAACAAAGAUGCUGAACCAUGUGCUGAACAUUUGUGAGAAGGAUGGCACGUUUGACAACAUUUACCUUCAUGUGCAGAUCAGCAACGAGUCUGCAAUCGACUUCUACCAGAAGUUCGGUUUUGAGAUUAUCGAAACAAAAAAGAACUAUUAUAAACGGAUAGAGCCGGCAGACGCCCACGUUCUCCAGAAGAGCCUGCGGAGCCCAAGCGAGCCCCCAGCAGGAGACCUGCAGAAGGCUGAGUAGAUGCCAGAGCACUCUGGAGAGAUGGAUCUCGGCCCGUAUUCACCAUGUGGAACUGUGACCGAUGCCCCGGGGCCUGUAGAUACACCACUUUCAUUCGGAGGGCAAUUCAAAGAGAAUAACAAGUCCAUGAGAAAAAUGCAGAAUUUUUAUUUUUUAAAAACAAAACUCAGUCCCCAUCAGUUUGCAAUUUUUUUUUCUUUUCUUUUCCUUUGCUCAUUUAGAGAGUUGAAAUUAGGCACAAGGGUUUUUUUUUUUUCAUCAAGGCAAAAUACAUAAGUGCUCCAAAAAGCUGCUUACUUGUUACAGAGUAGACAUGACACGGUGAAGGUAAAACUUUGUAAGCAUACUGUUUGCAUUUUGUUUUUAAUCGUUAAUGACAAGGGGACACGACGUUGACGUUUGAACAAGCCGGUAGACCUUUAAAGACAGUACUGUGUUUUUGGCGAGAGGUGGUCUUGCCUGGCAGUGCUGGACGUCAUGCUCCGGAUUGUCUCGGUGACCUCUGGACCUCCCGUCACCUCGCCAACCUGAGCCCGGGGACGCAGAUAUGUUCGAUUUCACAGGCAGAAUGCUGGAGAGGCGUGUCGCACGUGACGUCGCGUCUCUUUGCAGCGCGAGUCUCUCUGAUCUGCCUUGCACAGGAUCAUCUCGCCCCCUCGAGCUGGCAUGAACAUGGUCAAGCGGUUUGAGAGUGAGAGAUUGGGUGUGGGAGUGUAGGAGUAGACCUUUCUCCCGUUUCUGAAUGUCUUUGCUUCUCUGCCCAUUAUUUAAAGUCCCCUUAAUUUUUUUUUUGUUUUGCAUAAUUGCUGGUUGGUUCAUGGCUUUUCCUGGGGUGCUGUUGGUGCUUCAGAUUGGAGAAAAGACUGUUAGUGCCAGUUAUGGAGAGGAGGUGUGCUGUUGGUACAGUUACCCCAGAAUAUGAGAGACUUUUAACCUAGCACGUGCCUUUACUAUACACGUACAUUCCACGUGCAAGAAAUUGAUUUUAAUUUAUUAGAGAUACUUUUUUUUUUUCAAGAACAAGCUGAUUUCAAAAACAGGGAAAAACAAUGGCAUAAAAUACUAUUAUUUAUCGAUUUAAUAAACCACAAUAAUGUGGAUUUACUCAGAAUGUAAUCAUUGUAAUGAGUAAUUUAAUUGUCUGUAUGAUUGUAAAAUAUUGGCGUAAUGCAAAGGAAAACUUUAUAAUUUUUUUCUUGAAUGGUUUCAGUCUGAAUUUUUCGUCCUCCACGUGACUAUCAACAAAUUUCAUUUCACUGUAAGUGUUCAUUGACUUUGAUUUCAGCAGUCUCCUCUUCGGCACACUGGCAGCUAAAAACCUACCCACUACAUGUUGCUAUCAUAUUAGUGAUUUUCACUGACAAAAUAAAAAAACCUCACAGUUCAGUUUUUUAGCGCUCCGUGGGAUUGGCAUGGUUCGAUUAUAGAGGUUCCUUAUGCUGAACUUGGAUUCGCAGGCCAGACCCCAGGGGAAGCCUUGACACUGCAUGCCAAGAGGGAUGUGCCCUCUCCAUUGUAGUACAAGCAUGAUUUAUUUCUUUCUUUGGAGAAUUUUGUCUUUUCUGGAGCUCUAUAUUGUAAAACUUUUAAAACCUCUAAAUAAAAUACUAUUUGCAUUA
Clarias gariepinus (North African catfish) is the source of this 2298-nucleotide messenger RNA. RefSeq names its product N-alpha-acetyltransferase 50, NatE catalytic subunit (gene naa50). Gene Ontology annotation, biological process: mitotic sister chromatid cohesion. Lineage: Eukaryota; Metazoa; Chordata; Actinopteri; Siluriformes; Clariidae. Bases 170 to 679 code for a protein of 169 amino acids. Gene Ontology annotation, cellular component: NatA complex. Gene Ontology annotation, molecular function: acyltransferase activity, transferring groups other than amino-acyl groups. The transcript has 5 exons. The record is from RefSeq and is a predicted model, not a curated record.